AUGGGGAGAGGGUGGCCGUGUGGGUUUCAGCGUUUUACCACUAGUAGUAGUCCUUCUAGAAGUUUUUUCUGUGGGAUCCUUUGUUGGAGGCUUCUGAGUUUUAAGGGGAGAUUUGUUAAUGGCACCUCCCAAGUCUUCACUGAAUGUGGCCUGACCCUAAACUCUAGCUCUGAACUGUGCACCUACCUGUAUGGGAGAGACCAGGAAGCCUUCUACUGCAAGAAGCCUCAACACAUGCCCUGUGAGGCCCUGACUCAUGUGACCACCAGGAACCGAGAAAUUUCUUAUCUUUCUGUCAAGGAAAAAAGCCUUUUCCAUAAGUCCAAAGUGGGAAUUGAAAUGAUGAAAGACCUUAAAAACAUUGAUGUCUCCCAUUGUAACAAGAGUGAAAAGAGCACAGAGAAAUGCCAAAUUGGAAUGAAGAUUCCGGUCCCUAGUGGAUACACAUUACAAGGAAGGUGGAUAACAACAUUUUGUAACCAGAUUCAACUAGAUACAAACAAGAUCAAUGACUGCUUGAAAGGAAAACUCAUUUACCUGCUGGGAGACUCCACACUGCGUCAGUGGAUCCACUACUUACCCAGAGUUGCAAAAACACUGAAAUUUUUUGAUCUUCAUGAAACUGGACCUUUUAAGAAACAUUUGCUUCUGGAUGCUGAAAGACAUACUCAAAUUCAAUGGAAAAAACAUGGCUAUCCUUUUGUCACUUAUAGUACCUAUUCCGUGACAGAUGAAGGUUAUAUUCCUCGGGAAAUUGACCGGCUAUCAGGGGAUAAAAACACAGCCAUUGUCAUAACCUUUGGCCAACACUUCAGACCUUUCCCCAUUGACGUUUUCAUUCGCAGGGCCAUAAGUGUUCGAAAAGCUAUUGAACGACUAUUCCUAAGAAGUCCAGACACUAAAGUGAUCAUUAAGACAGAAAAUAUCAGGGAGAUGCACAUAGAAACAGAAAGGUUUGGAGACUUCCAUGGUUACAUUCACUAUGUCAUCCACAACAACAUUUUCCAGGAUCUCAAUGUGAGCAUCAUUGAUGCCCAGGGUAUAACAAUUACAUAUGGACAAAUAUAUCCACCCACUUAUUAUGUAGUUUUCAAUGCAACUAACAUAUUCUUAAACAAUAUUUGUUAG
Ictidomys tridecemlineatus (thirteen-lined ground squirrel) is the source of this 1128-nucleotide messenger RNA. NCBI's taxonomy places the organism in Eukaryota, Metazoa, Chordata, Mammalia, Rodentia, Sciuridae. The record is from RefSeq and is a predicted model, not a curated record.